Anarrhichthys ocellatus (wolf-eel) is the source of this 8907-nucleotide messenger RNA. RefSeq names its product NHS-like 2 (gene nhsl2). The record is from RefSeq and is a predicted model, not a curated record. Gene Ontology annotation, biological process: cell differentiation. Bases 712 to 4644 code for a protein of 1310 amino acids. The transcript is spliced from 10 exons. NCBI's taxonomy places the organism in Eukaryota, Metazoa, Chordata, Actinopteri, Perciformes, Anarhichadidae.
UCUCUCUCUCUCGUCCUAACUCGAUCUCCCUCUCUCGGUCUCUGGCCUCUGAUUGGCUGCUCUCUGCCUUGCUCUUUAUGAAUUGAACAGCAGCGGCUCGAUGCGACUGGCUGUGAGCUGCAUCAACACAACGAAUGCUCCCUCUCUUUCUCUCUCACACACACACACACACAUACAAAUAUACGCACAUGCUCAUCAGCAACAGCCAAACCUUUCAUUGAGAUGUGAGGAGGUUGCUCACACACACACACAUGCAUGCUUGCACACUCAGGUUCACACACAGCCUGCUUUGUCAACAGCUCACGUAGCGCGGUGCACUCAGGCGAGCUCACACACACACACACACGUAGCGUACGAUACACACUCCUCUCUCUCUCUCUCUCUCUCUCUCUCUCUCUCUCGUCUUCUGUCACUCUCCCUCUCUCGUUCAGCCGCAAUCACAUGCCGAGCUUCUCACACACACACACACACACACACACAUAGACAUGCAGUCACACACUCCGGGAUGCAGGCGGCUUCAGUGAUUCUGUGACGUUGCCUCUCUCUCUCUCUCACACACACACACACACACACACACACACACACUCACACGCACACACUUCUCGGUUGUCUUGCACAUGCUUUAACACACGAGACACACACACUUCGUCACCCUCUCUCUCGCGCUGUCAGUCAGUCGGUGUGUGUGUGUGUUGGUGGAAUGAGGCGGUGAUGUUUUGGGACAGGAAGAAUAGUACGGGCAAUUCCCAACGACGGCCCAAAGGAAGACACAGACCCAAAUCGGCAACAGCCACCAGCGGUCUAGAGGCGGAGAGCGGCAGGCGCGGCGGCAGCAGCAGCAUCCACGGCGACGGCAACCACAGCAUCAGCAGCGGCGGUGGAGGAGGAGGAGGAGGAGGAGGAGGAGGAAGCAGCAGCAGCGGCGGCGGCGGCAUCGGUGGUGCGGCCCACUUCAGGUCUCCAUGGCAACAGAGCGUGAACGUGUUCGGCUCGUGGAGCAGGCCGGAGUGUGUCGAGGAGCUGCACCAGCAGGCGCAGCUCAACCUCCAGAGCCUGCUGCAAGACUUUGAGGAGCAGUUGUACGACACCAAGCUGACCGGUCAGACUUUCCGGCAUCCGUCCUCGCAGAGCUCCGACGACGCGUCCACCUCACUCAGCCGAUCGCCCGUCUCCCUCAACAACAAGAGAUCGGACUUCAUCUUCCUGCCGGCGUCCAAACAGCUCUACGACGAUGAAACCACCUCCUCUGUGUUUGGACUGAGGUCCGCGACCAACCCCUCCCCCUCCCUGACCCCGUCGCCCUGCGGGUCGGAUCGCCCCCCGCUGGGUUGGAGCAGCAACAACAGCAGCAGCACGGCCACCUCUGCAACCACCGGACCGCCUGUCGCAGACAAACCGCGCUGGCAGCUCGGGAGGCGAACACCGGGUCACUUCUUACCGCUCGACGUUACAGGUGAAGGGAGAGGAGGGAAAUUCCACGGUGUCGACCUCCUCCAGCACUCCCCGUCCCCAUCCCCCUCUCCAGGGGACCCCUUCCCCCACCAGCCCCGCUCCCUGGAACCCGUCACGGACACUUUCCACCAGAACCUCCCCCUGAGGAAGACCCACUCUGACCUCGACACAACCUUACCUGCAGGAAACACACCGGACCAUCUUCACCCAGGAACUAUGGACACGUCUGGACUGCUGUGCUCAAACACACCUUCCUCUUCCUGGAACGGACCUAAGGGCUCCACUUUUUCCCCCGGAGCGUGGAACGAGCCGUACAAUUACAGCAUGAACAAAGGCCCGGCGGUCCCGCCGAAACAGCACAGCAUCAUCGGAAACGCUGGAGGAGGGACGCAAGACGGGGUGAUGCUGGUGAGCUCAGGACAGUCGGUGAGCUCACUUUCCAGUUCGUUCACGUCGGUGACGAACCCUUCUGGGAGAGGAGGGAAUAACAUGCCAGGGAUUUCACUGGCAGGGGCGAUGAUGGGGAAACGGAGCGAGACGGAAGGGGCUGCCGCGGACGGAGGGAGGGGAGGAGGAGGGGGGAUGGCGGAGGCAGGGAAAGGGCGGGAGAGGUCGGCACGUUCCAUAGCAGCGGCGAACGCCUUCAAGUUCCGGGAACGUUCCCUUUCUACGCCCACGGAUUCUGAUUCCUUCAGCUUUACAGAAGGUGGUUUAGGCCAGCCAGACGGGAACAUGUUGCCCACAGGGAACGGGAAUGCUAUGACAUUAACAGACCACCAACAACAGCAUCAUCACUUUCUGGGUUUGGGUGAGAACUACGCCCUUCUCUACCCUAGAGGGAGCUCCGAAGACAGCGCCAGUACCACCGACACAAUCUCUGUCACAGCUUCAGACUACAGCGCCGACGGCCGCUUGCGCCUACGCUCCCGCUCCAUCUCGCUGAAGAAAUCCAAGCGCAAGCCGCCCCCUCCUGUGAGGAGUGUCUCUCUCAUGAAGAACCUUGGAGAAGCCGAGGGGCGAAUCCACCAUGGAGGCGGCCUUUACCGGGAUGGCCGGCCAAAGAGCCUGCACAUCCCCAGGGACCACUUCCCAGACUUCCAGCCCGAUUUCCUCCUGCCCAGUUCGUCCUGCUCCUCUAGACCCAGUGUUGUGGAGCGGGAGCUGGGCCAUGGAGGCACUGAUGGACCUCCAAGCCUAGAGGUCCAGGCACCCGAGAGGGAGGGAGAGACAGAGCUAACCUUCCCCACUCACUGGCAGCUGGGGGAGUGGAAGAAUGACCCUUACAGGUCUUUAUCAGGCUCCAGCACAGCAACGGGUACCACAGUGAUUGAAUGUAUGAAAGUCAGAGGCAGCUCGGAGUCCCUGCUUGAUUCCCCCUCCACCUCCAGAGCCACCUCACCCUUACAGCUCUCCAUGGAAACCGACAUCAAGGCGUACUCGCCCUUCAAACCCCCGGGGCUCAUGUCCCCAUCAAGUGGCUAUUCCAGCCAGUCAGAGACUCCCACCCCAACUGUUCCACUCAGUCACAUGGCAGGUCACGGGACAAUAGGGACAUUGGGUUGUAAGUUGCGUCCAAAGAUCCCAGAAAGGAAAUCAUCGCUACCGUCGCCCAAGGACCCCACUGCGAGGUCUAGAUUGUCCUUUGAGAUGCCAGGGAAUGCACAUCUGGAGCUGUCAUCAAUCAAGCCAAAGCAAAAGGCCAGCAGGCGACAUUCUGACACCUCCACGGCGGCAAAGCCGGGGAAAAUCAGCCCCAGCUCCACGCAGGCAUUGCCUGUGGUUACCCAGAAUGAGCUGAAGACUAUUCGGCUUCGCUGCGUCUCUCGUGGUGACCUGGAGGACUGCCCUGAUGGGGCGUCUGACACCAUCGAAGAGGAACAGCAUGGCCGGGACUUUGGCGAGUACCCCAGCCCGCCACCUACCCUACCUAAACCCAAACCACCUGUCGCUGUCAAGCCCCCGUUGCCCAAGCGGCCCCUAAACUUACUCCUCAAGUCUCCUUCCCCUUCCUCCACUUCCCCCCUAGCCCUCGAUUCACCUCCUGGCUCACCCGUGGACCGGCCUGUGCCCCUAGGCAACAUCUACAAAGUCAUGAGAAGACCCAAACCCAAAAAACCUCCACCACAAACAACAAGUCCCUCAGUUCUACCAGAUUUUACCACCCAUCCACAAACUGCCUAUGAUCAUCCAUUCCUCCACCACUCCCAGUCCCUCUUCGAUCUCCCUCCUCUUCCGGACCCCCAGCCUCUUCUUGAAGACCCAGCAAUGGAGCCUGAAUUUGAUGCAGACCCAGAGAUCCGUCUUGAUCCUGGGGACGGAGGUUCGCUCCCCUCUCCCUGCAGCAACCAGGAGGCUCUGGAGCUCCAGGACAAAAGCAAGACCCUCCCCUCAAGGAUGACAAUCUCCUGUCUGGCAGAGCUGUCGGACAAAAAGAAACCCAAGGUUCCACCUCCAGUCCCCAAGAAGCCGAAUGUUCUGCUUCUUCCCUCGUCGGUCCACUCCUCCACCAAUGGCAGCACAGAACGUCAGACCCCACAGACCGACAGCCCCGUGGGUCUCCGGUCUCCCGUGGGAACAUUCCCACCAGAAGAGUUUCACGGUUCUCCUGUUGUUCCCGAUAUGCUUGAGCAAGAUGAGAACCACUUGGGAAUAUACGAGGAGAGUUCCAAAGAGUCGUCACUUCAUUCGUCCCUGCAUGAUUCCUCCCUCACAGAGCUGGAAGGGCAAAUGACCUGCACUGGGAUUGGGGCAGAUGACUCGGCAGUCAAUGAGAAGACGGUACUCCACAUCGCAGAGGAAACGGACGGCGACUUAUUGGCCGGCACGGCCGCAACGCACACCACCGAAGACCUGUUCACUAUUAUUCACAGGUCCAAGCGAAAGGUUCUAGGUCGCAAGGAGCCGACGGACUCCUUCGGCAGCCGCCAGAGUCUUGUGUCCCCGGUGAAGCACAGCACCAGUGGUAGCGACCUCCGAAACAUGACCCUAGGCAGCCAGAGGUCCAGCUCCCGCAAUGAGAACUUCAUGGCCCUGCUACAGAAGAAAGGCGGCAAGUCUUCCGGCGGAGGAGCCAGAGUCUCCGCUAUGGAGCUUCUCAAAAGCACAAACCCUUUGGCGCGACGGGUCACAGAGUUUUCAACCACCUCGUCGCCGACCGGCGAGGGAGGAGACGGCAAACCCAACGAUCAAUGAACGGAAGUAUCGGUAACGGAUGUUAACCAGGUCCGUUUGCUGUCGACAAAGCUACCAACCAAUUCUACAAUGUGCCACCCACUGCAGAUGGGGCCUUUUGACCAACGAGUCCAAUCGGCUCGCUCCAACUACUGAUUGACCAUUUGCACUGUCCAAUCAAAUUGGAGCACAUUUUUUGGGCAAAAUGGUCCCUCCCAUGGUUGAAGCGCUAUUGUUCCCUGUCAAACCAGCCCCUCUAGGAAAAAGCGAGAAAUCUGUGGAGAGCGAUGUUUGUUCCUUGCUAUAUUUUCAAUGAAGGGUGGAGGUUUUAAGGUUUUGCUUCAACGCUGCACCAUAUUUUCCUUGUUGGGGGACCUGCUCAGUGUGGAGGCUGGAUGCAUAGAUGGAUGGGUGGAGUGGACACUGGGAAUAUAAGGAUAUACAGUGGAUAUCUUUACUCCUGGCUCCUUCUGGAUGAACACAACAAGAGUCCCAGAUGACAACAAUCGCCAUACAUAUGAAUCUGUAACCAGUUAUUACUGAUCCACAAGGAUACCGCAGAGGAUCAGUAAUUAAAUGAAUCCAAGAAAUGAAUGGAAUAAAAAUUCAGAAGAUUUAAUAAUUCAUCUACGAUUCAACCAAAGCCCUCCAACCAGUAGGACUACAGUGCCGAAACCUUCAGACCCAUAUGAAUUGAAGGGUAAAUUAUUCAUGGUGUAAAGAGGCACCUGAGAAAGAAAAUAUGCCCCAAAACCUUGGGCAUCAUCAUAACUCCUCAUCUCUCUAUGGUGAUACCGUAGCAGUCGUCAGCAUUGAGCGUGACUUGAGCGGACAAAGUGCAGGAUUAACAAAGAAGAAACCACAUGGGGGGCUUUUUGCCGCCAAAGAUGACGCAUGGGCAUGUCACAUAUUUUGUUGCUCGUGCUACGAACAUGAACGUGGACCUUCGAAAGAAACAUUCUGCAGAGGUACCCGGCAAAAAGAAGAGACAUUUUGGAACGCAAGCACUUUUCUUUUUUGCAUUCGCGUCCUGACAUUUUUUUCUUGGGACAUUCAUCAAUCCAUGUUUUUUCAGUCUUUGUUUAAAUGUUUUUUUUUCUCUUGUAUGCUUUUCCUACACAUGCCAGAUGGCCAGAUACUGUACAUGCUUCAUUGGAUCGUACGGUAUGUAUCAUGUACAGAGAUAAAUGUGACGCAUCUAUCAACGGAUAUCAUUUGCGAACACAAGGACUAAAAAUAGUGUACAGCAAGCAGCUUGGACUACACACUGCCCACAUGAUGGAAGGAAAAACACACUCAAACAAACACACACAAGGACUAAGGAGUAACGCCAUGGAAGACAAACAGAAAAACAGACGGGAACAGUGUGUGUGUGUGUUCAUACGAGUGUGUGCGCAGAUGAAAUCUUGCCUGUGGAGUUUCUGUACGGAGAGUAUGAAGCAGGCCUGGUUAUUAAACAUGGUUUUUAUCCAUGUUUGGUCUCUGGUGACGGGACCAAAGGACUAUUAAAAACUACAAACAGACCAGAGGGGGCCUAACGGUGUGUGUGUGCAUGUGCGCUUGUGUGUGUGUUCAUGUGUAUAGAGGGAAGUGCCAAAAAAACAAGACAGAGAAGAAAGACAGAGGGAGAGCGUGCACGUACCUGUGCCUGUUCAUGUGUUUGGCAUUUUUGUGCGUGUGUCAUCACUCCGUGUGUAUAUAUGUGUGUAUGUGUGUGCAUCGUCACCCCGCCAUCUCUUUCUUGGGGAUAGGUUUGGAAUGCCCCUCUCCAUACACCCACACAUUCCCCAGGUUCCGGAACCAAUAGGAUUCGGGAAUCAAGAGGAUUCCAGAACCCGAAAGGAUUCUGCAGAGUUUGGAAUUCCGGAACGAGGGAGCGACUGUGUGCUCCGUCUGCAGUGUCGCAGAGGGACGUUGCGGGGGUCGUUUCUGUUUGUUUUUCACACUCUGUCUCUCUCGCCUCAAAGGUGAGGCGACGGUCUGUGCCUCCCUCCUCCUUCCCACUCGUUCCUCUCCUCCUCCUUCCCACUCGUUCCUCUCCUCCUCCCUUCAUCGCUGCUGGAGAACGCGCUCCAUCUGUCUCUCUGCAUCUAGCGUCAUCCCUGUUUCCCUCUCUUCUUCUGGCACGUACGGUAGCACACAUUCUCUUUCGUCGCCUAUAAACUGCAGCCUCUUUCUGUUUUUACACGUAGCACCACUCCUCUAUAUCACUUCCUCUUUUAACCGUCUCUACAUCCUCCUCCCUCCCUGACCCUCCCCCAUUUUCCGUUCGCCUUCACCCCGUCUCUCCCAUCUCUCUCCCUCCUCUCCACCUCUCUGCAUUCAGUCUAUGCAUCCGAGCUCGGCAGACGACACGACACCGGAUGAAUGUCAAUGACUGACUGUUAAGAAAAUACAUGCUGUGCUUAGUUUGAAAAAGAAAACACAAAAAAAAAUCAAUCAACGCUUACGUAUCUUCUGCCUUCUCUCUUUCUUGCUCUCUGAGUUUUUAUACUUUUAUUUGAACCUUUCUUUCGAGUAUCCCAAACGUGGGAUUAACAUGGAGGAGUGAAUGGAUAGGAUCUGUGCACAAACACGCAGGGUUUGAAUGUGUUUUUGCAUAAAGGACCUUUACUUUUGGACUUAUGAGCGAAACACCCUGCGGUAUUUGACCCCCUGACCGACCCUCAGUCCUGGAUCACCGUGUGGACGGUCUGAGAAUGUGUGGAUUAGCAGCGGUUCAGCUCUAACACCUGAUUUAUCCCCUGCAUGGAUGGACGUGUGGAGGGGAGGAGGGAACCUUUCAUCUCUUGACGCCCAGUCGAUCCCUCGGUGCUAUUGAGUCAGAGCUCCCCCUAGUGGGCGGAGAGGGAGGGAACCGCACCCAACGACGAGAGAGUAAAAGAAAAGAAAACUCCUUCACACACGUCUCUCUUCCCUUCAACAGUCCUUCAGGUACUCCAUCAUCCUGAAAAAAAAAGAUUUAAAAAAUACAUAAAUGAUCACCAUCUAUGAUGACUAGUCAAGUGACGCUUGUUUUAAAUAUUUAGUGAAUGAAAAAAAGAUAAACCUAUAAAUCUCUGUGUUUGUUUGCCUUGUAUACUGAAUUAUGGGCGUGUCGCUGCAGCGCCGACUGUGUUUUUAUUUUGUUCUUUUUUUUUUGUAUUAUUUGAGCUGCCUUGGUAGUAAACACACACAAACGCACACACAACCUUUGCAAAGAGUGUAAAAAAGGGAGCAUUUGUGUUUAAUCUGAAUCUAAUCUGUACUCGCUAUCUCCAAACAAACAUCUGCCCACAUCUGCAUUCAUAUACAGGCAUGCAGAGGAGGGCAGUGUGUUGAUACUUUACCCCUUUUAGAGCAAUAUCCCUCAGAGCAAUGACAGAUCCGAGAUCAGAUACGUGAAGUUGGAAGCGAGAUCAAAAAAACCUACAAAAAUGCAUUUGAGCUAAACCCACAGAUUCAGGGGCCAGCGUGUGAGCAGAGAGGAGAUAUGAGUGCAGUGUCGGGAGAGACGGGAUGUGUUUGUUUCGGCACGAUAAUAACGGGAACAGUUUGAUGUUGAAGAGCAUUACGUGGUGUGGAGACGCACGGCACGUCUAAAAAUGGGGGUGUAAAACGUGGUGUUGUUUUGCCUCCUGUGCCGACAGAUGAAUACAUCUUCAACGCGAGGCUUUUGGUUCGACAGUCUUUAACAGGGAAGUGAAUAGAGGUACAAUCAUGUGGGUACACUGGUAAAUAAAGAGUGCUAUCCCUUUUGUGGGGAUGCAUUUCAUUUGAUAUUGAGGUUUUCAGAAGCAGAGUUUCACCGGAGGCAGAAAUAAUCUCAUCGGUUGCGUUACUGCCAACUCGGUGCCAUAUUUUUUGAUACAUUUAAGGUCUGCACACAACAAACUUACGGACGAUGGGAACAAUUGGCCCUCAGUGCAUUCGGCCGACCAAUCCACCAACCAAUGAGAAUAUGUUAGCCUCAAGUGCAGCUCCGCCUCCAAGAAAUGUCUGCAGAAGUAUAUUACCAAUCUGAAAUAUGCUGACAACAUAUUUUAUUGAAAAUGACAUUUAUAUAAAGUGUGAAAAAGAGAGCUGACACUAGAAAUAUAUUGGACAUGUAAUCCAUUAUCCCUUCUUUAGGAGCGAGGGAGAGGCGGAGGAGGGGAAUGAGGGUGUGGAGCAAAGGGGUUGAUUCCUCUGAACGCGAGGAUUACCACGCCGGAAUAUACAUCAUCUUUCCCUUCACCUCCUCUCUCCCUUCGUCUCGGCUGUCGCGUGACUCAGAGGAGUAAUCGUGUUAAAAGCCCCCCCCCC